Caenorhabditis elegans is the source of this 509-nucleotide messenger RNA. RefSeq names its product DUF148 domain-containing protein (gene nssp-36). The transcript has 2 exons. NCBI's taxonomy places the organism in Eukaryota, Metazoa, Nematoda, Chromadorea, Rhabditida, Rhabditidae. The record is from RefSeq and is marked reviewed. Bases 27 to 473 code for a protein of 148 amino acids.
UUUUUAUAACUGUGUGUUGACUGAAAAUGAGCUUCUAUUUGAUUAUAGCUAUGGUAUCCAUGGUUACCAUGAGCCAUGGUGCACCACAACUUCAGCUAGGCCUUGGAAAUUCUAUGAUGCCGGAGGUUCAUGCAACAGCCCUAAUCCCAAUGCUAACCGGCACCAAUGUUCCUGAAUCAGAAGAAGAAAUCGAUGCUCCAAUCUAUGAUCAACGCGAAGUCGAGAAGAUCCGUGGAAUUGCCCAUAACAUUGCCGAAAACGCGAAAAAUCCGGAAAAACUGAUGCCAGACUUCAUGGCCGCCAAUCCGGGGAUCAUGUCCACCAUGGAGUCGUUGAAGCUGUCAGAUUUCGGAAAAACCAGCACAGUGGUGCCGUCGAUUUCCACGUCACCGGGUCCGAUUUUCACGUUGGCAAAUGGGAUUCCAGCUGUUGGCACUCCUGGAACCCAAUCCUCAACUACUGUUAAGGCUUAACUGAUUAUGUGUGAUAAUAAAGACAAUCUCUGUUGA